CUUCUCCCAGAUUCCUUCCCAGAACACAAUUCUUUUCCAAAUAUUUGUAGUCAAGCCGCCAAAGUGGAGAGUGUUGUUGCACCAGGGGUUCCUUCUCAUUUCAGAGUGGGGGGAGGAGGUGGGGGUGCACCUCAGCACUUUCCCAAGGCUGAAAGCAAAAGCGAGUUCCUGGGGAAGGCCCCAGGUUCUGCCGCUCAGAGAUGGAUACCUUCUCGAAGCACUAGGCGAGAGGCCAGUGUGUCUGCUGAGAAAGUGCAGCAUGAUGCAAUCUUCAGAAAAGUGAGGGGCAUUCUUAAUAAGCUGACACCUGAGAAGUUUGACAAACUGUGCCUGGAGCUCCUCAAUGUGGGUGUGGAUUCUAAGCUUGUACUGAAAGGAAUUAUCUUGUUGAUCGUUGACAAAGCCCUCGAAGAGCCCAAGUACAGUCAGUUGUAUGCUCAGCUAUGUCUACGCUUGGCAGAAGAUGCACCAAACUUUGAAGAUCCAGCAACAGAAAAUCCUGCAACAAAAAAGCAGAAUACAACCUUCAGAAGACUUCUCAUUUCCAAGCUUCAAGAUGAGUUUGAAAAUCGUGCCAGAAAUGUUGAAGUCUUUGACAAACACGAUUGCCCACUCACCUCUGAGGAGGAGGAACAGCGUGCUGUUGCGAAGAUUAAAAUGCUUGGCAACAUCAAAUUCAUUGGAGAACUUGGGAAACUCCACCUUAUCCACGAAUCCAUCCUCCAUAAAUGCAUCAAAACACUUCUGGAAAAGAAGAAGAGAGUCCAAAUUAAGGAUAUGGGAGAAGACCUGGAAUGCCUCUGUCAGAUAAUGAAGACGGUGGGACCAAAACUUGAUCAUGCAAAGGCUCGGUCCCUGAUGAAUCAGUACUUUGACCGCAUGCAGGCCUUGACCAACAACAAGGAAUUACCUGCAAGGAUUCGCUUCCUGCUGCAGAAUACAGCAGAGCUGCGCGAGAACAACUGGGUGCCUCGUAAAGCUUAUUUUGACAACGCACCAAAAACGAUCAGUCAAGUUCGUCAGGAUGCCAUAAAGGACUUGGGUGUCUUCAUUCCCCCUCAAUCUGAUGGCUCGAGGUCUGACUUUUUCAUGGAUAAUGCCUUCCUGGACUGUUCUUUUCUACAGGCCAGGAUCAGAUUUGACAAAGAAGGACUUGGGGGGCUUUCUGAUAUGUUUGGACAAAUGCCUGGAAUUGGAAUUGGAACAGGUCCUGGAGUUAUUCAGGACCACUACUCUCCAACUUUGGGCCGCCACCGCUCCAAUCCAAUUUUCAAUGGCCAUAUUGGGAUUAACAGUUUGCAUCAGCCCCCGUUUGAUACAGGAAGCAAGCCUUUUAUCAAGCCAAUGCAGGGUCAGAGUUCACCAGUUUUCAGCCAUAAACAGAAUGGCUCUGUUCAGAUGCAGUCUAAGGAUAUGGGCCCACGCUUUAGCAAGAAAGGGAAGCUCAAUGUUGAUGAGAUCAGCCUGAGGCCAGCACAGUCAUUCAUCUUAAACAAAAAAGUGCCAAAGCUGCAGCCACAGAUGACGAUGAUGCCGCCAAGUGCCCAAGGUUCCUUAAUGGGGCAGUCCCCACAGCUUGGUCUUAAAACCAGUCCUCCACCGAUUCAGGAAAAACCCGCAAAGUCCACCAAAAAACUACCUCCAACUAAGGAAGAGCUGCAGAAAAUGACGGACACGCUUGUUGCUGACUAUAUGAACGGCAAGGACGUCAGUGAGGCUGUGGCCACUAUGAAGGAGAUGAAGGCUCCUAAACACUUUUUAUCUGAGAUGUUGAACAAGAUUGUGGUGUCUUCGCUCAGUCGUUCAGAUGACGAUAAGGAACUUGCGAGCGCCCUGAUCCACGAGCUCUGCACAGAGGGCCUUGUCACAAGCGAGAACCUUCUGCAGGCCAUUCUCGGUGUCCUGGACCAGUGUCCCAAGAUCGAGGAAGAAGUCCCUCUGGUGAAGUCGUACCUGGCUCAGUUUGCGGCACGGGCCGCCGUCGCUGACCUCAUCAGCAUGACUGAUCUGGCCCACCAGCUGGAGAACGGCGCCCAUUUCCCGCUCUUCCUGCUCUGUCUGCAACAGAUGGCCAAGCUCAAGGAUCGCGAGUGGCUCGCCGAUCUCUUCCAGAAGAGCAAGGUUAACAUGCAGAACAUGCUACCUGAAAUGGACCAGAACAAGGACCGGAUGCUGGAGAUUCUGGAGGGCAAAGGCCUGAGCUUUCUAUUCCCACUGAUGAAGCUGGAGAAGGAGCUUCUGAAGCAGAUCAAAGUGGAUCCAUCUCCACAGUCCAUCUAUAAGUGGAUUAAAGACAACAUAUCUCCCAAACUCCACACUGACAAAGGCUUUGUCAAUAUCCUCACAACCAGUUUCUUGCAGUACAUCGCCUACGAGAUAAACCCUGACGAUGACGAAGAGCAGCUGGCGUCUCCUAGCAAGGAGCAGCUGGAUGAGGAGAAGCAACUGCUGCUCUCGUUCAAGCCCGUCAUGCAAAAGUUCUUGCACGAUCACGUUGAGCUGCAAGUCAGCGCGCUCUACGCUCUGCAGGUCCACUGUGAUGCUAAACACUUCCCGAAAGGCAUGCUGCUGCGCUUCUUUGCCUACUUUUACGACAUGGAAAUCAUUGAAGAAGAAGCCUUCCUGACAUGGAAAGAAGACGUCACCCAAGAGUAUCCGGGAAAAGGCAAAGCGUUGUUUCACGUGAACCAGUGGCUCACCUGGCUGGAGACCGCCGAAGACGAGGAAUCGGAGGAUGAAGAUUACUAAGAUCCCCCCCCCCCCCUGCGUCGGAAUUUGAUUCCCCCCCCCCCCCCCCCCC
This is a messenger RNA of Phycodurus eques (leafy seadragon), 2800 nucleotides long. RefSeq names its product eukaryotic translation initiation factor 4 gamma 2-like. The record is from RefSeq and is a predicted model, not a curated record. Gene Ontology annotation, molecular function: protein binding; translation initiation factor activity; mRNA binding. The coding region runs from base 658 to 2748 and encodes 696 amino acids. The transcript is spliced from 20 exons. Gene Ontology annotation, cellular component: eukaryotic translation initiation factor 4F complex. Lineage: Eukaryota; Metazoa; Chordata; Actinopteri; Syngnathiformes; Syngnathidae.